AUGCUGAUGGUGGUGGGUCUAGCUGGGUUUGAAAGUUUUAGGGGGUGGAACUGGUGGUGCUGGGUGGGUUUAGGUGGUGGACUGGUGGCCAAAACAGAUUGUAUCGGCAUCUAUGAAGACUAUGCGGAUGGUUGGGACAAAAAACGCUUCUUCGGCGGCUUCACAAGAUUUGUUUCAGAUGGAAUGGCAGAUCCUGCUAGUUAUGGCAAUCCUGACCGUGACAUUGAGCAGGCACUCAUUGCACUGAAAAAAGGUACCCAGUUAAUCAAGUACAGCCGGAAGGGAAAACCUAAGUUUUGUCCAUUCAGAGUUUCUCCGGAUGAAACAACAUUGAUCUGGUAUUCCCAUGAAGCAGAAAGGAAUCUGAAGUUGUCUUCUGUUUCACGAAUUAUCCCUGGGCAGAGAACCGCUGUGUUUAGAAGAUAUUUGCGUCCUGAGAAGGAGUACUUGUCGUUUUCGCUCUUAUAUAAUCAAGGAGAAAGAUCUCUUGAUCUGAUUUGCAAGGACAAAGUUGAGGCAGAGGUGUGGCUUUCAGGCUUGAAAGCUUUAAUCCCCACCGGUCAAAGUCAUAGUAGACGUACUCGGAGUGACAUUUCUGAUUUACAUGACGGUGGUAGUGAUUUUGUUCAAAACGGGCGUCCAUCUGGUGCAAGUCUAGAGUUCACUCCUAGUAUUCCACGCGGCAAGGUUUCUGUUGAUUUUGGUUCUCGUGGAACUUCUUUGUAUUUGCCGAGCUCAGAUGUGGGGUCUGAACGAGCAAAUAUGCAAGUGAGAACAAGCACUUCAGAUGGUUUCCGAAUUAGUGUCUCAAGCACUCCUAGUUGUUCAAGUCAAGGUUCUGGACCAGAUGACAUAGAAUCAUUGGGUGAUGUGUAUGUCUGGGGACAGGUUUGGUCUGAUGGAGUUGCAAUUGAUGGAUCUGGGAUUCCAAUUGCUACAAAAACUGAUGUGCUUACUCCUAGGCCCUUGGAGUCAAAUGUUGUUCUUGAUGUUCACCAAAUUGCUUGUGGUGUCCGACAUGUUGCUCUUGUUACCAGGCAAGGUGAGGUUUUCACCUGGGGAGAGGAAUCUGGAGGCAGACUCGGUCAUGGAACUGAAAAAGACUUCAGUCGCCCUCAUCUUGUUGAAUUUCUGGCAGUUUCCAAUGUGGAUUUUGUCGCAUGCGGUGAGUAUCAUACAUGUGCUGUAUCUACAUCUGGUGAUUUAUAUACCUGGGGUGAUGGUACCCAUAAUGCUGGACUUCUUGGUCAUGGCUGUGAUGUUAGCCACUGGAUACCAAAAAGGGUUUCAGGUCCUUUAGAAGGACUUCAAGUUCUAUCAGUGGCAUGUGGGACGUGGCAUUCAGCAUUGACAACUUCUGGUGGAAAGUUAUUCACAUUUGGUGAUGGAACAUUUGGUGUUUUAGGCCAUGGUGAUCGAGAAACAUUGACAACUUCUGGCGGAAAGUUAUUCACAUUUGGUGAUGGAACAUUUGGUGUUUUAGGCCAUGGCGAUCGAGAAAGUGUUCCAUAUCCCAGGGAAGUACAAUUAUUGAGUGGACUGAAGACUAUAAAGAUUGCAUGUGGACUAUGGCACACUGCAGCCAUUGUAGAGGUCGCAAACCAGUCUAAUGCAAAUAUUUCAUCUAGAAAGUUGUUCACAUGGGGUGAUGGUGAUAAAAACCGACUGGGCCAUGGUAACAAGGACACUUACCUGCUUCCAACAUGUGUCUCUGCACUUAUUGACUAUAACUUCCAUCAGCUGGCUUGCGGCCACAACAUUACCAUUGUCCUUACAACAUCUGGCCAUGUCUUCACCAUGGGCAGCACAGCAUAUGGUCAACUGGGCAAUCCUCAAUAUGAUGGGAAGUUACCUUGCCUAGUACAAGAUAGAUUGGUGGGUGAGUUUGUUGAAGAAAUAGCAUGUGGUGCGUGUCAUGUAGCUGUCCUGACCUCAAGAAGUGAAGUAUUCACUUGGGGCAGAGGUGCCAAUGGAAGAUUGGGACACGGGGACACAGAAGAUCGGAAUAUUCCAACUUUGGUUGAAGCACUAAAAGAUAGGCACGUGAAAAACAUAGCAUGUGGCUCAAAUUACACUGCAAGUAUAUGCAUUCAUAAAUGGGUCUCUGGAGCUGAUCAAUCUGUUUGUUCUGGUUGUCGACAAGCAUUUGGUUUCACUAGAAAGAGGCAUAACUGCUAUAACUGUGGACUUGUGCAUUGCCAUGCUUGCAGUUCCAGAAAAGCAUUAAAAGCAGCAUUGGCUCCAACUCCUGGAAAACCACAUCGUGUCUGUGACUCUUGCUAUAUGAAACUUAAAAAGGCUGCUGAGGCUUGUAACACCCCAACUUUUAAUAGGAAAGUGACUUCACCUCAUCGUUCCAUAGACAGUAGUACUAGGCUAGACAGGGUAGGGACAAGGACUUCAAGAAUUCUGCUCUCACCCACUUCAGAACCAAUAAAAUACCUUGAGGUCAAGUCUGCAAUGCCUGGGACCAAAUCUGAUUCUUAUUCUAUAGUGAGAGCUUCCCAAGUACCGUCACUUUCACAACUUAAAGACAUUGCAUUUCCUAGUUCACUUAGUGCUCUUCAAUAUGCUCUGAAGCCUGUUAUAACAACCCCUCAGUCUCAGCCGCAGCUUCAAUCUCAUCCUCAGCCGCAGCUUCAGCCUCAUCCUCUGCCUUCAUCCUCUUCAAGACCUGCUUCGCCAUACUCAAGGAGGCCGAGUCCCCCACGUUCUGCAACUCCAAUAUUUUCUAGGGGUGUCAUUGAUAGUCUGAAGAAGACAAAUGAGCUUUUGAAUCAGGAAGUUUCCAAACUGCAAAACCAAAUUAAAAGCUUAAAGCAGAAAAAUGAAGUCCAAGAUGCAGAGAUUCAAAAAUUACAAAACAAUUCUCAAGAGGCUGCUUCUUUGGCUGCAGACAAAUCUUCCAAGUGUUCUGUUGCUAUAGAACUUGUCAAGUCCAUCACAGCUCAGAUUAAAAGCUUAAAGCAGAAAAAUGAAGUCCAAGAUGCAGAGAUUCAAAAAUUACAAAACAAUUCUCAAGAGGCUGCUUCUUUGGCUGCAGACAAAUCUUCCAAGUGUUCUGUUGCUAUAGAACUUGUCAAGUCCAUCACAGCUCAGCUGAAGGAAAUGACAGAGAAGUUGCCUCCUGAGAUCCCAGAAUGUGAAACCUUUAAAGCUCUGCGUGCUCAAGUUGAAAUGUUUCUGAAUACCAAUUUAACUGAAGCAUCUGAAGACCAUUCUUCUUUGCCAUCAGAGUUGGUAUCUGACCAACAAAAUCUGCCUCAAAACACUUCAUCAGUCGGUAUGUUAGCUAACAGGAUGGAGGACCAUGUACAUGCUGGUAGAUUCCAAGACUUAUCAAAGGAUGGUGAAGGUACGCCACAGAACAGCAAUGGGCAAUCUCUUGAAGCUACCCCUCAACACUCUGAAAGUGAUUCAAGAUCACCUAAAGUAGCAAAUACUGGGGGAAAAAAAGAAGUCAUUGAACAAUUUGAACCAGGUGUUUAUGUAACUUUCAUUCAACUUGGAGAUAAUACCAAGAUCUUCAAGCGAGUUAGAUUCAGCAAACGAAGGUUUGCAGAGCAACAGGCAGAAGAAUGGUGGAAGGAUAAUAAAGAUCGGCUGCUUAAAAAGUACAGCCUAACCAAGUUAACCAGCACCCCAACCAGACCAUCUGGGGCUCCAACACCUGCUGAGGAAAAUGCCGAGGCAGCACCCUCCUCGUAG
Molecule: messenger RNA, 3708 nt
Organism: Ilex paraguariensis (yerba mate)
Lineage: Eukaryota; Viridiplantae; Streptophyta; Magnoliopsida; Aquifoliales; Aquifoliaceae
Source: the annotation of a GenBank genome assembly